Messenger RNA from Danaus chrysippus (African queen), 4857 nucleotides. The record is from the annotation of a GenBank genome assembly. Lineage: Eukaryota; Metazoa; Arthropoda; Insecta; Lepidoptera; Nymphalidae.
AUGAUAAGUCAAUUAGAAAAGUGUGAGGAUAGAUUAGGAGAGGAUUCUGUACAAAAUAAAACUCAUAAAGAUUAUGACCUAGCGGGAAUCAGCUCGCCAUGCACAGACAGAAACCAUAUAUUCCUGAUCCCUGGUGCUCUCACGGCUGGUGGUUCAAGUCGAGCCUGUGUCUCCAGGUUCUAUACGGAAGGUUCAGCUCAAAUGACACUCACGCUGAAUGUUGAUGGGGAAACUGUGACUUCGAGUCGAGACCUUCAAUCAGGUGACGGUGGAUGUCUGGACAUAUCAGUUCCACAGCGACCAAAUUCUAAAGCCGAUGUCUAUAUUAAUAUAAGAUAUCCUCAAUGCGUGUGGGAGCGACAUAUGAGAGUUCGUGUAUCAACUGGUCGCGUGGUGGUGAUACAUACGGAACGAGCUCGAUAUAAACCUGGAGACCUGGUCAGGGUUAGAGCUCUCGUCGUUAAAGCUGACCUAACACCUGCACAUACAGCUAUUGAUGAAAUAUGGCUGGAGGGACCUGGUGGGUGGGGGGUAAAGACAGCACAGUGGCUCAAACUGCGACCUCGACUGGGACUGGUCCAGGUUCAGCAUCAGUUGGACGACAUAGCUCCACCAGGGAAAUGGAGAGUGAGGACUCGCCUCGCUGAUGGAGCCCAGUUUUCCUCUUCAUUUUUGGUGGGUAACUACGAACUACCACCAUUUCAACUAACAGUUCGUCACUCUCCAAGAAUAUUAAGGACCAGCGAGAGACUUGUGUGGACCGUGUGUGUGAGGUAUCCCUGGUCUGAAGCCGUGGAAGGCAUGUUGGUUAUACGUCUCCGCGGUGCGGGUGGAGGUGAUAGCGCUGGGAUCAGAACUGCUGUUCGUCUGAAGGCACCUCGAGCAUGCCACAGACACGCCGCAGCGGCUAAACGUAUAGGACUGAACGGUGAUAACCCUCCCGAUGUGGUUGUUGCAGACUUUUCGUUUGAAGAGGAAGGUACCGGUGUGUGGCAGAAUACUACAGUGGUGUCACAAGUUGUGGAUGAAGCGCUUACUUUGGAGUUCCUUACUAAACAUCGCGUCAUCAUAUCACCCGGGCUGCCUCAUAAGAUUAAAAUAAAGGCUACUCGUUGGGACAGCAAGCCUGCUGUGAACGAGCGAGUGAACGUAUGUCGGUCACCAUCUUCAAUUAUUGCAUCUCAAUUUAACUCCACUGAAGCCAUUUGUGUGAACGCCACCACAGACGAGAAGGGAAUAGCAAGAGUCAUGUUCAAUGCUGACGAUAGUCCAUAUUACAACCUACAGGCUAGCAUCAACAACACUCGCACGACUACUCAAGUCCUCGUAGUUCGUUCUGGUCGAGCAGCACUCGGAGCUCUUCGGUCAGAACAGCACGGUGCUGCCUUACUGCCGCUGUACAUCGACUUGAAAGUCGUCGCACCACUCACUGUGCAUUUCGUGGUCAUCACUCGCGGCGGCAUCAUCUUUAGAUGGGGAGCGACAACUCAAUGUCCAAUAACAAGUCAGACAGACAAAAUAAUAACAUCUCCAAGAAAUAGUGUCUGCCCGAAUACAAAUCCAUAUUCAAUAGAUAAGAUCCUUAAUAAUAACCUGGAGUCAAAUUCCACUGAACUCGAAACUCUUCUAGAUAACUAUUUAUCUAAAGUAAUGCUACCAAUAAAAGUCAGCCCUCAAAUGUGUCCGGAAAGCCAUCUCAUAGCAUACUUCUACCAUAACGAUGAGCUUAUCACGGCCAGCAAACAUUUUGAAAUGGAAGACUGCUUCGUCAGAAAGGUGGAUGCGACAUGGUCACCACGUUUGGUUACACCUGGUUCUCUGGCAACGCUGCAACUCACCACUCCUGGGCCAGCAUUAUGUGCUCUUACAGUUUUGGAUACAGCUUCUAAAUGGAUUCAAUACGAAAAUAUCAGAGAGCUUGUGAUGAACGGUCUGAAGACUCUCAUGGACAGUCAUAGAAAUCUGACAGAACAUGAUGCUGCAUGGGAAUGCUUUCUAACAUCGGAUAGCCCGGUUUUGUCUACAAGUCGCGACCUCUUGAGCUGGUGGCUGGCUUCGGCAGGAGUGAGACUCCUGGGAGACCGUCCUUCAUCCUGCGAAGCACCAGAGCUGAUGAUAGAUGACGUAUUACCUAGAAGUGAUUUCUCAGAGUCGUGGUUGUGGAAGCUGGCUGCAGUAAGUUCGCGAGGUUCCUUAUCUGUGACUUCCCGCGCGCCUCACACAGUGACGAGAUAUGAAGCGACGGCUCUGUGCGUGUCUCGAGCUGGUCUAGCCAUUUCUCCACCCGCCGUGCUUCAGGUAUUCCGCGAGGUGUUUAUUCACGCGAGCGGUCCACGCCGCGUGCGUCGCGGUGACGCUAUUGUUGUCCCAUACAGGGUGUUCAACUAUCUGUACACACCACACGCUGUUGAAAUCGUCAUAUCAACGAAUCACGUAGUGGAUGGAUUAACUCGUGAGGUUGUAUGUCUGUCUGCUCGAGCGUCCGUCGCGCGUAGGAUGUUGGUGACGUGUCAAGAGUCGGACCUCCUCAGCAUCAAAAUAACAGGAUUGAAGAAUGCCAACUGCAGUACGGACUAUAGAAAGUUCAGCGAUGAAGUUAUAAUCAACAUCCAGGUAGAUCCCGAGGGCGUUCCAGUGAGAGAGAUGAAAUCUGCACUAUUAUGUGGAGUUGAUAGUGUGAACUUCACGAGCUCGUCAGAAGUGACCUGGGACUGGUCAUCAGAGAGAGCGCUACCAGGGACCGAAACUUUGACUGUUUGGACAACCACAGACCUCAUGGGACCUCUACUAGCUCAUGCAGAUGGAUUAGUGGAUCUCCCGCGAGGCUGCGGCGAACAGAACAUGGCCCGCCUCGCCACCGCCCUGCUAGCACUGCGGCUGUUGGAUCCACACUCACCCGCUGCAGACGACACGAAGGAUCAAGUGGCUAGAGGGUUCACCCGUCAACUGCAGUACGCUCACGUCGGAGGAGGGUUCAGUGCUUUUGGUAAGAACGAUCCUACUCCCUCCACCUGGCUCACGGCGUUCAGCUUGAGAUAUAUGAAGAAGGCUUACGAGGUCAUAUCUGGGUCUAGUCCGCUGCCUCCAGUGUUAGAACUAUCUCAAGCCUGGUUGCUCAACCAACAACUCGAAAAUGGUUGUUUCAGAAACACUGGACACGUGUUCCAUCAUCUGCUCAAGGGCGGUCUGGACGAAGGUGGAGAAAUAGCUAAUGUGGCCCUCACAGCUUACGUCAUUGCCUCCCUCACAGAAACCUCCCUCCCUUACAAGAUCCUCAACAAUUCCCUCCCAUGUCUCCGCGCCCUCGUACCCAUGAGGACCAAAACUAAUUCAAGAGUAUACGCACAAGCCUUGAUAACUUACGCGUUCAUGAAAUUGAGGAAAUAUGAGGAAUUAGGCAAUGAUACCUUGAUGGGGAGUUUGGAGGAAGAUUACUUGAGAGAACUGAUCGAGUUAUUAAGGAUUGCUAAGAGGAGUGGAGAUUUUGUUUGGUGGGAAACAGGUAACCUAGCUACAUCCAUCGAGGCCACGGGAUACGCUCUCCUCGCUCUAUCUGAAUGUCCGCCGAGGAGAGGCUGCGAGGUCGCUGCAGCCGGCUCAUUGAGAUGGCUGGCGGCUCACAGAGGAACUACAGGCGGAUUCCUAUCCACUCAGGACACGUUGGUGGCCUUGGAGGGUAUGUCUCGUUUAUCCCCCCUUCCUGCUGGGGGGUUGGUGACACUACAGUCAGGUGACGACACGAGGGUCGUGACCCCUAAAGCCAUCCCCGAGCUGAUGAAGAUGAAGGUGGACCAGCUGAGAGUCGCCGUUGAAGGCCCCGGGUGUGCUCUAGUUCAGGCCACACAUAGCUACAACACUCUCGAGCCACACGAGCACCAACUCGAGCCGAGCUCUCUCUCCGUGCACACAAACGUACAAACCGACGGUCCCUUCGACUGUGUUAACGAUAUCUGCUUCUGUGCCGCCAUCGUUAAGGUUUGUGCAUGGUGGCGCGGAUCUUUACCCGCCAUGUCCGUUCUAUCAGUGACGAUGCCCACGGGCUACACUCCAAGCGCUACCCACCUCUACUCACAACUCAACAAUCAAACACUUCUCCGUCGUGUGGAAAUCUCGUCUGCAAGCAACAAGGUGAGUAUGUAUCUUGGGACACGAGAUGCUAGCACCAGCACAGACGGCCAGGAGUGUUAUACACUGCACCUCGUGGGACCGAGACUUAAAACUAAGCCAGCAUACGUCGAAAUCAUUGACUACUAUCGACCUCAUGUCAGGGAUAUACAAAUGUUUACAAUCCCAGAGGACUGUCCUCCAAGGAUAGCUCCGGACGAUUCAAAUCAAUAUCUACCCUCCGAUAAUUUAUUCAGCAAAGCGAAGUCUUUAGACGGUGAAGACGUAGUCAUAUCAUACGAAUAUACCAUUGACGAUCUGCCAGAAGGAAUACCGCUUGAAGAUCCUAUAUACGACAACUUGACCAGAAUUAAUAAGAUUAUUGAUAAAAAACCAAACAAAGAUGUCUCUAAAAAUAUAUUUAAUGAUAAAUUAACAAAUAGUACUGACGCUACCAAUACUGGUAGGACAGAGGAAUUAAAGAAGCAUAACGAGAAGAUUCAAAUGGAUUAUGAAAGAAGAUCAGAUGAUCUAAAAGAUAAUACAUCAGUAGUUUCUCAAGUAACUGCUCAAACUCAAUCGAGUGAGCCGAAAGAGUCCUUGAAUCCAAAUUUAUCAUCCUUCCACGUUAUAUAUAGUGACCAGGACUUGCAAGUACCGUCGGGGAUCGAAGGUCCUGUACCUGCUAUAGUUCUACCACCGCCUGAAUUCCUCGCUAGGAACAGAGGUAUAUAUACCAUGCCUACAAAAUAA